AUGGAUAUUCGCGCUCUCAUCCACCCGUACUACGUCCACCACCGCAACCUAGCCGCCAUCAAUGCGGCGUUUAUGAACCUCUUUCGCGCUAUCGGACAGCUCUCUAGCACCGACGAAUCGACCCGAGAUAUCUUCAUCCCACUUUGUGACGCCAGUCGCCGUGCUCAAAAGCGAGGACUUGUCGCGCCCAUGCCUGCGAUCCCCGUGCCUCUCUUGGAUCAGAACGACGUAGAGACACAUGAUGAGGUAGAAUCUCUGGGUAACCUGGUUCAUCUGGUGGCCUCACUCGCUGAACUCGUCACAAACCUCACUUCAAGCUCGGCAGUAAGCGCGUCUAGCGUAUCGCCUAUCGUCCACAGUAGUGCGAGAAACGGACCCUCUCAUUCAAACGAGAUGGACUCGCGUCCAUUACUGCGAUCCAGCAGCUCGUUCGUCGUGAUUCCCUCCAUGCAGUACCCUGGCGAGCACUUCAGUACGGGGACUGUUGAAGACUUUCGUAUUCGUCGUCAUAAUUAUCUCCAUGAUGCGCGAAUACGAGUCCGUGCGUGGUUGUCCAGGAAGGACACCCUGAGGAGAAGUCGCCAGUACCGUCAUCAACAGACGCCCGAUCAACAGAAUGUGACUGGUAUCUCUAUCACAUGGCCGAUUCCAUCCCAUGAUACGCAUCAUUCCAGACCACCGACGGAGUUUGGAAUGCAAAAGAGGGGUGAGGGGUCGGAUGCAACUCGCAAUCGACCUCUUGCUCGUCGCGCUGCAUCUCAACCUCAUUUACGCACGGAUGAAUCGGACGAAAAGGACAAGCCACUGCCAGUUGUCCCUCUGCACUUGGCCUCUUGUGUUGCUGGGUCCUCCAAGACAACGAUCCGGGUUGAGGGACGAGGACGCAAGCAUGAACAUUCCACAUCGGACCCAACAGGACUCACCAGUCGUUUACGCAAGCCAAAGCCAUGCUUGAAAGUGGCCAAGCGCCCACCUCUUCCGAUAGGCUCCACGUCUCACAUAGAGAUGGCAGCGAGCACCUCUGGAACUACCUCGAACCGGGAAACGUCCGCAAUGUCAUCCAGCGUAGGGCCCACAGGUCUGACGAGUGACGUUCCUAUCAUACUCGCGGACAGCAAUCCAUACGCAAAAGACGUGAACAAGGUGCAUCGAGUUCGCAGAAAACCAGUACCCACGUUGUCUACAAUAGAGAACCAGCCUCUAGAGAUACCGGGAGAAACGUCCCCUUCGGAUACCUCUGUGACGGCUGUAGUCGCUCUAGUGCAUACUGGAAGGACGGGACCCCGCGAGGAGUCUCAGGCAGGCAUCCCAUCCAACGGCUCGUGUUCUAUCGCUGUAGCAGAGCCGGCUAGGCGACCACCAACCUCUUACCACCCACAAAAGCGGACAACCAACCGGACUAACCACGCACCUCAUCCAGUAACAUCUCAGACGGGCGAUUACUACACCAUCCGCGUGAGAUCUACUCCCUCAGAUGGUAGAUACCUGGCCAGAUCAUCUCCUUGCAUCCCGAAACCGAUACCAGCCGAACCGCUCCCUCAAUAUACGCCACCUGCUGUCGGAUUGUAA
This is a messenger RNA of Serendipita indica DSM 11827, 1569 nucleotides long. The record is from the annotation of a GenBank genome assembly. Lineage: Eukaryota; Fungi; Basidiomycota; Agaricomycetes; Sebacinales; Serendipitaceae.